AUGACGGCAGCACAGCAGCAAGUAAAUCGCCCAAUGGGCGGUCCUACCUCUACUGGCAGUCACUACGUCAGCGGAGGAACGAGUAUGGGCGCCGGUGCAGCAUCCUCGGUGUAUGGUGGUGCUGGCACGAGUAGUAUGCAACAACAGCAAAUGGCUCCACAGCCUGGCAUGUCACAGCAGCAGAUGAUGAACAACAACGCUAUGGCAGCACAAGAACAACUGCUGGCAACGGUAGAUGUGAAGUUAUCAGUGGCUUUGCCAGGUCCCGACGUCAUGAGUCUGCUCUAUUUGGCUGGUAUUACAUCACAAGAGACUUCUUCUGGACCACCUAGCGGAGGUCCUGGUGGCCCAGGUUUGCCUCCUUCUUCAGCGUCAAGUAUUCAACGUCCGCCAACAGCAGGUGGGAUGCAGCCUGG
This is a messenger RNA of Amoebophrya sp. A25, 416 nucleotides long. The record is from the annotation of a GenBank genome assembly. NCBI's taxonomy places the organism in Eukaryota, Dinophyceae, Syndiniales, Amoebophryaceae.